AUGUCUCAAGCCUCGUCAAGUGCGGAAGUGCCAGGCUCUCAGCAGCACCCCCCGCCCGUGCCAACCUCUAAACCUCCACCUCUGCCGACCACCACUGCACUCGUGGUGGCAGGCGUCACUCGCAAACAGAACAUCGCCUGCGACCAAUGCAGAACCAAAAAGAUCAGAUGUCUGAGAGCAGACAAGACUGAGAUUUGCGUGCAGUGCAAAGCCAAGGCUUCAGAGUGUACCAGUGAAUACAUUGAUUCUCUAGCAAACAAGAAGAAGAAACUGGACGACGACAGUAGCUCCUCCAAGCGAAAGAGAAAGAAGAAGGAAGAUGAGUCUCCUCGUCAAGCGGCAGCCAUACUUGCACCGGCACCCCACCAGAGACCCGAGCCAAGCAGGAAUGUCAGCGCCGAAACACUCAGGGGCCAUACACCUUUCUCCUCUAUAAGAGGCGACAUGUCUGCUGGCCUCAGCAUAGUCCCCGUGAACCAUGGUUCAGGAAGUGAAUCUGCUGCCAACAGCACAGAAGAUUUCGUCCAGAUAGCCGACUCUCUACGUCAACUCGCUCAACCAGAACCUUCGAUGCCCCAGAACUCCUCCUAUACCCUCCCUUCUCAAGUACCGCUUCCUCCUACGACUAUAGCGUCCUUUACCCAACAACCAUCCCCAUCCGAAAAGCAGCAGCGCCUCUUCCGGUAUCUCUUCUCUGCCCAUCCGGUACUGUCUGGCGAGCUUGGGUAUAUCGAUACCUCCAGUAUUGAGCAAUGCGCGCGAUGCGAAUCUGAUCUUUGGGAUGAGAUGGGUGGCAUGGUCUGGGAAGAAGGCCCCAGUGCUGCACACGCCUCCAUGGAUGAUGAUGCGUUGGACAAGUUGGUAGAAGAACUCAUAGAGCAAUACUUUUCCACUGUACAUCCCCGCUAUCCUUUCGUCGACCCUGCCACCUUCCACGCCCGCCUAUACACUCCCAAUACCCACCCCGAAGGCGCACUUCCCCAUCCCUUGCUGGCUACCGUCAUCGCUUGGGGCGCUAGAAUGAGUGACUGUGAGCUCAUCCAAGCUGACAGAGAGGAGUGUUCAGCAAGGGGGGUGCAGGAAGAGGGCAGGAAAAGAAGCCGAUUAGUUCAGGUUGUCAGCAUCAGGACGAGGGAGGUAUGUGAGAGUCGGAAGAUCUGGAGAUGGGCGAGCAUGGAUAAUGUGAGGGCUUUGUUGAAUUUGGAGGGGGUUUUGGGGCAUAUCAAUGGCGUCGCAGACUAUCAAGCAACCUAUGCGUCAGCGGCUGUCAAACAUCUCAUUUCCUUUGGAUAUCACUCGACGAAAGGUGUGAUGACUAUAAAAGAUAGCAAAGAGCGAAGCGACACAAUCCACAUAUUCUGGCACGUCGUAUCGAAUGACGGUUACCGAGCAGUGUUUCAACAGAUGAAGCCCUCUUUACUCGACGAAGACUACGAUUUGGAACCACCUGGCAAGAAUGUAGAUUUCCGGAAAGUCACAUACAUCGAUGAACCCAUAAACGAACUCGCCUGGUUCUCGGCUGUCGAGAACGGUGCUUCAAUCUGCCGCGCCCUCGCCCUCUCCCUCUCGUCCCCUCUAACACACACCCGGGGCAUUCCCCUCACCCUCUUACGCAACUUUAUACACGCCGCAGAUGCCUAUCAAGAAACCUUCCACCGUAUUCUCCAUCUCUCUUCCGACUGGCCCGAAGACUUUUUACAAGUGAUCAGGGCGUGUGCGCAUGAUACGUCGUAUCACGCUCUAUGGCUGGUAGUACAACGCGCGGUGGCAGAGUAUGGGGUUGAGGAUGAAAAAGAGCCGGGGCAGGGAAAGAAAGGGUUCAGUGGGAUGGGGGUGGGAGCGGAGGUAGAGGGUGUGAAGAAGAGGAUACAGGGUGAGAGUGAGCAUGCGGCCCUGAGGAUCGCUGCAACGGUGGCAGUGUUGAUGGAGAACGGGUACUUGCGAUCAGACCCACUGAUAAUCAACCAACCCAUAUACGAAGCGGGCCUCUACCUCGCUAAGCACGGCAAAGUAGAAUGUCUUGCGUGUAUAGUGGGGUUGAAGCAGUACUCGACGACGUUCCCAGCCAUCUGGUCCCAGGUCAAGGAAUUGGAGCGAGUGUAUGAGAACCAAGUGGCACAGGAUCCAUCUGUGGGGCAGGUGGGUACCCAGACUGAGCCGAAUGAGCAGCAGAAGCAAGCACGGCUUGAAGAGGGCGUUAAUGAGAUAUGGCAAGACAUGCCACGAACGUUUUGGUAG
This is a messenger RNA of Cryptococcus wingfieldii CBS 7118, 2238 nucleotides long. RefSeq lists its product as hypothetical. Gene Ontology annotation, molecular function: zinc ion binding; DNA binding; DNA-binding transcription factor activity, RNA polymerase II-specific. The record is from RefSeq and is a predicted model, not a curated record. The transcript is spliced from 8 exons. Lineage: Eukaryota; Fungi; Basidiomycota; Tremellomycetes; Tremellales; Cryptococcaceae. Bases 1 to 2238 code for a protein of 745 amino acids. Gene Ontology annotation, biological process: regulation of DNA-templated transcription; DNA-templated transcription.